AUGAUUUACCCUCUCAAGUCUCCUAGGAUGGUGGGGGACCGAUCUUUGGACGUCGCUAAUCUCGAAGUAAUCAAACUGGAAAGUCUUACUGCAAAAGACCCAGUCGAGAUGGCGAAACUUUUGAAGGCCGCCGAGUCUGAGGGAUUUUUCUAUAUCACUUUCAACGAUGACCUCUCCAAGAAGAUUUCAGGCUAUCUCCGGACUUGUUACUUGAACUCCCAUGAGUACUUCGCCAAGCCUUUAGGCGAGAAGAUGAAAGCGUUCAGGGAGGGUGUGUGUCACGGCUACAAGUGCGCAGGCAUUGAAUCAUUCGAAAUCACUCGAGACGAACAGAACAGCAUCACUUUGCCAAGUCCCUUCGCAGAACACGCUGGGGCGACACUAGAUCUUUCUAAUAUCUGCGAUACCAUAGUCCGCACCUGUCUCCGCAGUAUUUCUGAUAGUCUUGGUCUUGGUGAACCCUCGGAUCUGGAAAAUGCUCAUCACCCUGAUGGACAAAGCGACUCGGGAAUAAAGUUCGUCUCUGGUCCGACCAAAUCAUCCAUUGCUGAUGUACCCGACACUACCCACACUGACGGCGGUUCGAUCACCUUGCUCUGGUGCGAGAAAUGGGCUAGCCAGAUGCAGUCUAAGGACACGAAAGAGUGGCUAUGGAUUGACCCCAAACCUGGUUGUGUCUUGGCCAACGUCGCAAAUUAUCUACAAAGACAGACCGGCGGUCGCCUACACUCCCCAGUCCAUCGAGUGAGCCAGCCGACCGAUGGUGUGGAGGACCGAUACUUUGUGUCCUAUUUCCUGAGACCGAAUCACUAG
Aspergillus viridinutans is the source of this 813-nucleotide messenger RNA. RefSeq names its product putative oxidoreductase, 2OG-Fe(II) oxygenase family. Gene Ontology annotation, molecular function: dioxygenase activity. Lineage: Eukaryota; Fungi; Ascomycota; Eurotiomycetes; Eurotiales; Aspergillaceae. The transcript is spliced from 3 exons. The coding region runs from base 1 to 813 and encodes 270 amino acids. The record is from RefSeq and is a predicted model, not a curated record.